This is a messenger RNA of Sclerotinia borealis F-4128, 1068 nucleotides long. The record is from the annotation of a GenBank genome assembly. Lineage: Eukaryota; Fungi; Ascomycota; Leotiomycetes; Helotiales; Sclerotiniaceae.
AUGAACCGAUUCGCAGUAGACGCAGAUAGUGAUGGAGGUUGGGUUACUAGGACCUUUGAUGGCAAGCGUGCUAAAGAUAAGGAAUUAAGAGAAUGGGUAUUUGGCUAUGGAGGCCUGCUUGAGAUGUUGACUGUUGGGACAUGGGAUAAAGUGCUGCGAUAUUCAACUCCGCUAUUUCAAAUGGCAGAAGGCUUUUGCUCUCUUUUGGUCAUCCAGGCAGCGGGACAGAUUACAAGAUACCUCGUAAAUCGCAGAAGUGAUACAUGGAUGAUUGGGUUACUUGUUCUAUCAGCCUCAAUCAUCUCAAGCGCUGUAUAUUUCUUACUCCGCAUUACGGGCUUUCCACAGAUCAGCAACGUUGAUGCCACUAUGAUAGGCAUUACUAUGACUUGCUCGGUCUUUUUGUGUGCAUGGGGUAUUGGAAGUGGCAGAGGCAAUCCAGUGGAGAGCUCGUUACUCUUUGCUUAUUGCACACUAUGCAUAUACCAAAUAUUCACAGACUACCUUCCAUCAGCCACGGAUCAAGUUCCUCAAGCACUGGUACAACCUGACUUUCCACCAUUCCCUCCUAUUAUCAUGGCUUCGUACUCGACUCUUUUGCAUGUUUUAUCAACAUUGCCAUCUUUCGUACAUUCGAGCUUUUACUUCCUAUACGCAGCUUUCCAGACAAUCACUCCAUCGAUCCUUAUAUCUCUUGCAUACCGAGUCUUUGUUUUCUAUGCAGCAACCCGAAUUAUUCCAGCAAUCCGAGAGUCUGGAGCUGGAGCUUUAUCCCAAGAUCCAAGUCUUGACGACAGUGACGGAGAGGGUAAAAUCUUAGGGCUACUAAGCUGGUUUAGUCCCUCUAUUUUGAUAGCUGUUUAUACUAGCUUGUUGAUGCAACAUUUCUCUUCUGUCACUUCUGAGGGCAAUGCAGGUGAAUGGUGGAUGAUGCAGGGAGGUAAUACUGGUGGUAAUAUCUGGCGAUGGAUUAAUGUGUCGGCAACAAUGGCUCUUUACGCUUUGGAGCUAUACUUAGGAAAGGAAGAUAUGGAUGGAUCCCUCACCGGACAUUGGAAAAUUGAUUGA